ACGCUAUUUUGUGUUCCCUGACAAUUUCUGUGGAUAAACAAACACAUGCACUCUAUUUUUAAAACCCAAAGAAUAAUCACAGAGAACGAAAAAGCACGGAGUGGGGGUAGGUAUAUAAAGCUGCCGUAGUCCAUGCAUCUUAUCUUAUUGUUAUAGCAUCUGUUGAAGUUGAAUCCAAGUUGAAUCUGUUCGUCCUCAUUUGCCUUUGUUGUACACGUCGUAAUUGUUUAAUCGUUUUUGUUAAACUACCCCCAGUCCACUGAGUAGAAAUCAGCGCUGACGAGGUGCUCAACACUGCACGCACUACACUGUCCGGUAUGUAAGAGCCAGAAAACAAACGUUAUUAUAUAUAAAUUUGUAACUAAAAAAAAUACAAUUCAUUUGCCGCGUGUUGCGCGCUAUGCACGCAUUAACUAGUCUGAAGCCUAAAUAAAAUUUAAUAUAUAUUUUCCUGGAUAUUUUCUUUUUGCAAUUAAAUUUCACUUAAACGCGCGUGAAAUUAAUUGAUAAUUGUGUGUACAAUUAUAAAAACCGCUCGGAAUGCGAUCCCGAAUAUGAUUGUUAAGAAUGUGGAGCAUUGCGAUCAGCGAGAUCAAGUCGCACAGUUGCAAUUUUUGUAGCCAUUUAUUUUGUCGAAUUCAAAAUGCACCACAUUCUACGACGGUGUGUAGAUCAUGGAUUCCUGAUGACAAAUAAAAGGCGCUUGUGCCCCAGGCUUAUUAAAUUGUUUUGUUCUCAGUUCUGACAUACCAAAUAAUUAAAUAAUUAUUCCCAUUUUGUCGACAUGCACAGUCAAACACAAAAAGUGAAUAUUCAGAGAAGCAGCCGUUGCACAAAUAAUACUCUCUAGGAGUGCAAAGCCGAAGUAAGUGCUGAGCCCAAAACAGCAGACAGAGGAAUUCACCAGCUAGCUAGCUGCUUUGUCACCUCUUGAUCACGCGCACCUCUUUACAUACAUCAUGGCCACUACCACUAGCGGCAGCGGGCAGGUUGAUCCAAUCAUAGCCACAGAAAUGAAGAAGAAAAAACUUCUAAAACAUCCGUUGCCGGCGGACAUUUCAUCGAAAUCAGAUGAAAUUUUAACCGUUGCCUUGGAGGCCGCCAAAAAGCAGUCCGGUGGCGCGCCAGCAAAGCAACCUAGAUUUGCAAGCAAUGCUUAGUGCUAGGACUUCUCACCACAUUUAAAAAGCCUUGCAUUGAUGACCAACAGCUGUUGAUUGCAAAUUUCUCCCUCACGUGCAAAGAAAUAUUGAGCCUAGCAUAUCCAGAGCAAGCCAGAACCUCUGGCUUCUGCUGCGUAGAAGGCUGUAAACGAAGGGGAAGCAUGAGAGCUGACAAUUGUCCUCACCAAACAACAUAUUGCUGUGGUUGUGUACUAAAGGAUGGGAAGAAGUGUGCUAUAGAUGAAAAUUGUCCGUGGCCUGGCAACUCGUUUUUUACAAUAAAAAAUCGUCGACAAGGAGAUCAUGGUGGUGCAGCCGAAGAGAGUUUCGACGCAAUUCUUCAAUUAUCAACGGAGUUUGAGAAUGCAAAGAUACUGGCUACACCACUGACUUCGAACGAUAAGACUCGCUUUUCCAAGAUCCUAAGCGCAAUGAAUCUCGAUGUCUACAAGGAGCCUGCUGAUGCGAAAGCAUCAGCCUCAACCGCGAAACUGCCAGAUCAAGACAAUGUAUUUAUCUUUCUACAAAUCAUACUCAACGAGUUUCGCAAGAUAAAGAAGAUAAGCACAUCCCAAGAGCAGCUAGUUCUUCUCUACCAGUUUGCCCAGGCUUCAGGAACACUCUAUUCACACGUUUUUCUUGGCGAAGACCAUCUUUGCGGAAUUUGCUCUAUUGUGGCUGCUGAAUUCGAGUCCUCGUGUCGUCACGGCAACUAUUUUUGCGGUCAUUGCUGCUACAUGGAGGACAACAGCUCUUCGCUUUGUGACUGGAACGGAAAUCGCUACCUGCAGCUGCCGAAGUAAUCAAAUUUUCUCAUGGAUGUACCUGUUUAUUUGUUUUAUAUAUUAUUUAUUUUUAUUGAAUUUGUUUGCGUUUUAAAAUUUACGCUCACCUUUUUUUCGGCUACACCAAGCAGCAGAAAAAUAAGAAAAAGAACAACAAGAAUUGUCUGUGUCCGUGUCUUGUGAUCCCUCUGAUCGUCUGUGUGUAAACACAAAUUACACCUACCUAACAAAAAAAAUUGUCCGAGAUGAUUUAUAACUUUUCUUAUUUCAGGUUUCAAAUGUAGAAAAAUUGUAUGACAAAAAUAAAUAUAAGUUAAAUUGAA
Neocloeon triangulifer is the source of this 2271-nucleotide messenger RNA. RefSeq lists its product as uncharacterized. The record is from RefSeq and is a predicted model, not a curated record. The coding region runs from base 1325 to 1966 and encodes 213 amino acids. Lineage: Eukaryota; Metazoa; Arthropoda; Insecta; Ephemeroptera; Baetidae. The transcript is spliced from 7 exons.